ACACCCCGGGCCAGGACCAGAGAGACACUUUGCCAAACGAGAUUAGACGAGAAGUAUAAAAGCUGCGCAGCCACUGAGCCCAGCUCAGCUGUCCGAGAGCACCGCCUCCUUCCUUCCCCGCCCACGGCCCCGCGUAGCCUCCGGAGGAGCCAGAGGCGGGCCGACCUUUGCUCGGUCGGCCCCGGAGCAGCCCGGCCGGCCGGCCGCGGAGGAGCCAAGCGUUGGCGCUCCCGGACCCCGAGCCCUCCCGGGGCCGCGCCGCUCUCUGCGCGCCCCUCCCGCCCGGACCGGUUUCUGGACGCCCGCACCUCGGACCGGGUUUCGGUCACACCCGCCCGGCCCCGCGAGUGGUUUCGAUUGCGGCGAGCCGGGAGGGCGGAGCGGCCGGAGCGCCGGGAGGGAGCUAGGCGAGGGGCAGCUGCAGGGAGGACCGUCCCGCAUCGGAGAGAGACCGCGGGGCGCAGGCCCCACCCCCCACCCCCCACCGCCCGCGGAGGCCCCCUGCCCACUUCGGGGCAGGAGCCCCGCGCUUCCGGGGCCGUCGGGGCCUGAGAUCGCGGGGUCCCAGGACCGAGGAGGCAUCGGCGGAGAAGGCAGGCAGCAGGUGAGCGCCCCCGGGAGCGCGCCCCGCCGCCGGGAGAUGCGGACGCCGGCGGCGAUGACGCUGGGCAUGGUGCUGGCGCCCUGCGGGCUGCUGCUGACCCUCACCAGCACGCUGGCGCCCGGCUGGCGCCUGGUGAAGGGCUUCCUGGACCAGCCGAGGGACGUGGUGCUGUACCAGGGCCUGUGGGACAUGUGCCGCGAGCAGAGCAGCCGCGAGCGCGAGUGCGGCCAACAGGACACGAUGGGCUACUUCCAGGCCGAGCCGGUGCUGGUGGCCCGCGCGCUCAUGGUCACGUCGCUGGCCGUCACGGGCCUGGGGCUGCUGUUGGCGUCGCUCGGGGUGCGCUGCUGGGAGGACGAGCCCCACUUCGCGCUGGCGGGCGCCUCGGGCGUGGCGCUCUUCGCCGCCGGCCUCCUCAGCCUCAUCCCCGUGUCCUGGUACAACCACUUCCUGCAGGACCGCGCCGUCCUGCCCGCGCCCGCCAGCCCGGUCACGGUGGAGGUCAGCUACAGCCUGGUGCUGGGCUACCUGGGCAGCUGCCUGCUGCUGCUGGGCGGCCUGGCGCUGGCGCUCAGCUUCGCGCCCUGGUGCGAGGAGUGCCGCCGCCGCCGCCGCAAGGCGGGGGCCCGCGCCGCCGGCCAGCGCCGCCCCAGCAUCAGCACCGUGACCAUCGACUGGCCCCAGCCCGUGCUCCCGCCCGCCAUCAAGUACUACAGCGACGGCCAGCACCGGCCGCGGCCCGCCGACGCCGGCCCCGCCGCCCCCGCCAAGCCCAAGGUGGGCUUCCCCAUGCCGCGGCCGCCGCCCAGGACCUACACCAACCCCCUGAACGUGCUGGACGGGGAGACUGAGGUCAAUUCCCAGGGCGCGUCCUCCCGCAGCACCCGGCCCUGCCAGAGCUCCCUGCCCUGCGACUCCGACCUGUAAGCGGCGCCCGCCAGCCAGCCCGGAUGGGGGGACUGGCCAGCCACAGUCCAGCUCUGAGCAGCUGGAUACACCUGGCUGGGGUGGGAGCCCUGGACUCCUGUCCUGCUCCUGUAAGAUGGUUUGGAGGGUGAUCGUCCUUUCCUGCGGCCAAAUUGGACUCCGUGGACGAUGGAUGCAGGUUGGGUUUGGUUUUUCUUUGUAACAGAGGUUAGAUUUUUCUCUCCAAAGGGACCACACCAGGGGCUUCUUUACAGAGGGACAGACUUCUCCUGCUUUGAGCUGAAGGACAUGGAGCGACUUAGCAUCUUGUUGAGCGGGGACUAUAACAACAACAACAACCAGUCCAGACCAGCCCAUAGAGGCUCAAAAACUAUUUGACACCUUGAAACCAUGUUCUGAAAUGCCGACGGACUUUUGCAGCGAUGUCAUUAAGCGUUAUUCAUUUCUUUCCGCCGUAUAAUUGCUUUUCAUGCAAUCUCUCAGAGACCCGCGUGUUUCUGGCUAUGUAUGACUGAGGCUCUUAAAAAACGAACUCUGAGCCGUGCACAUAACCAGCAGCUAACGUUGGUGGCUUUUAUGGAAUGAAAUGACCUGGUUAACCUAUAUUUACAUUUCUUUAUGUACACCUAGCAUUUACCUUUUUUUUUUUUAUGACUUGUUUUUGGUGUGAAAGUUGAGGUCACACCAGAGUUUCCCUUUUAGAAGCCAAAGAAUGAAAGGACUAAUGCUAUAAUGUAGUUUUGUCCCUCGGCUGCCUCGCUCUAGACUCUAGAGUCUAGAGAGAGAAGAUCAGGGAUUAAACAUUGGUGCAGAACAGAACAUGCUGAUCACAUUAGGUUAAAGUGCACGUAUUUAUAUAUCUCUCAUUUAUAAAUAAAAGUUGAAAGUGAGACUUUCA
This is a messenger RNA of Pipistrellus kuhlii (Kuhl's pipistrelle), 2429 nucleotides long. RefSeq names its product claudin 23 (gene CLDN23). Lineage: Eukaryota; Metazoa; Chordata; Mammalia; Chiroptera; Vespertilionidae. The transcript is spliced from 2 exons. Gene Ontology annotation, biological process: bicellular tight junction assembly; cell adhesion. Gene Ontology annotation, molecular function: structural molecule activity. Gene Ontology annotation, cellular component: bicellular tight junction; plasma membrane. Bases 641 to 1531 code for a protein of 296 amino acids. The record is from RefSeq and is a predicted model, not a curated record.